CCUCCACUGCAUCCUCUGAGGCAGCUUAUGGGACCCUUCCCUGGGUGCCUCUGCUCCAGAACAUGCUGCAUGGGAUGGCAGUGACACGUGGAAGGAAGAGACCAAUGUUGCCCAUCCCCUGCCUGAUCCUCACAGCUGCUACCUGCUUGGCCACGCUGAGUGAAUCUCUGCGCGUCACUGUCCAGCCUGCCUCCAUUGUCCAAAAGCUGGGGGGCUCAGUCAGCCUCGGGUGUGUGGUGGACCCCCCCAGGGUGAACCUUACCUGGAGACUGAACGGGAAAGAGCUGGUCGGAUCGGAUGACGUGCUGGGCAUCCACAUCGAGCGAGGGAAGCUCGUCAUCGCAGCUCUCAACAACCACACCGUGGGCCGCUACCAGUGCAUUGCUCGUGUGCCUGAAGGAGUCAUCGCCAGUGUUCCUGCAGUGGUAACCUUAGCCAACCUCAAGGAUUUCAAGUUUGAUGGCCAGCACGUGAUCGAAGUGGAUGAGGGGAACACGGCCGUGAUCGCCUGCGAUCUGCCUGAAAGUCACCCCAAGGCCCAGGUCCGCUACAGUGUGAAGCAUGAAUGGCUGGAGGCAUCCCGAGACAACUACCUUAUCAUGCCGUCUGGGAACCUUCAGAUCGUCAAUGCCAGCCAAGAGGAUGAGGGAACUUACAAAUGUGCUGCCUACAACCCCGUGACUCAGGAGGUGAAAACCUCGGUCUCCAGCGAGAGGCUCCGUGUGAGACGCUCCACAGCGGAGGCAGCUCGGAUCAUCUACCCGCCCGAAGCUCAGACCAUCAUCGUCACCAAGGGCCAAAGCCUCAUCCUGGAGUGUGUGGCCAGCGGGAUCCCACCGCCGCGCGUCACCUGGGCCAAAGACGGCUCCAGCGUCUCUGCGUACAAUAAGACACGGUUCCUGCUCAGCAACCUCCUGAUUGACCCCACGAGCGAGGAGGACUCUGGCACCUACAGCUGCAUGGCUGACAACGGAGUUGGCGAGGCUGGAGCCGCAUUCAUCUUCUACAACGUGCAGGUGUUUGAGCCCCCGGAGGUCGCAAUGGAGCUGUCCCAGGAAAUCAUUCCGUGGGGCCAGAGUGCCAAGUUCACGUGCGAGGUGCGCGGGAACCCGCAGCCCUCGGUGGUGUGGCUGCGCAACGCCGUGCCCCUCACCUCGAGCCACCGGCUGCGGCUGUCGCGCCGGGCACUGCGCCUGCUCAGCGUGGGGCCCGAGGACGACGGCAUCUACCAGUGCAUGGCAGAGAACGAGGUGGGCAGCGCACAAGCCAUGGUGCAGCUGAGGACAGCCCGGUCAGGCACUACCCUGAAGCCUGGGCGAGAUGCCUGGCCAGGCUCAGCACAGCCUCCGACACCACCUUCCAGGAACAGUGCUCCAAAGCUGCCCCUGGAUAAAGCUGGAUUCCAAAAGCCUGGGACAACCCCUCUGGCAAUGUCUCCAGAGUGUGCAGCCAACAGAGAGCCCGUGUUCCCAGCGGAGGCCCCCAUCAUCCUCAGCUCUCCCCGCACAUCCAAGACGGAUAGUUACGAUCUGGUGUGGAGACCUCGUCCUGACAGCAGAGCCCCCAUCCUGUAUUAUGUGGUGAAGCAUCGCAAGCAGGUCACCAACGCCUCGGAGAGCUGGGCCGUGAGGGACAUCCCCGCAUCGCAACACCGCCUGACCCUCACGAGGCUGGACCCUGGGAGCCUCUACGAGGUGGAGAUGGCCGCACACAACUGCGCUGGCGAAGGACAGACGGCCAUGGUGACCUUCAGGACUGGCCGGCGCCCGAAGCCAGAGAUUGUCGCCAGCAAAGAGCAGCAAAUCCAGAAGGAUGACCCAGGCACAAGCACUCAGAGCAGCAACCAGUCUGACAACAGCCGCCUGUCCCCUCCAGAGGCCCCAGACCGUCCAACCAUCUCCAUGGCAUCAGAAACAUCUGUGUAUGUGACCUGGAUCCCCCGUGGGAAUGGUGGUUUCCCCAUCCAGUCUUUCCGUGUGGAAUAUAAGAAACUGAAGAAGUUGGGAGACUGGGUCCUUGCCACCAGUGACAUUCCUCCCUCUCGCCUCUCCGUGGAAAUACCAGGCCUGGAGAAAGGCACUUCUUAUAAGUUCCGUGUCCGGGCACUGAACAUCCUGGGAGAGAGUGAGCCCAGUGCGGCAUCGCGGCCAUACGUGGUGUCUGGGUACAGCAGCCGUGUCUAUGAGCGCCCCGUGGCUGGGCCAUACAUUACCUUCACAGAUGCCAUCAACGAGACCACCAUCAUGCUGAAGUGGAUGUAUAUUCCAGCCAGCAACAACAACACUCCCAUCCACGGCUUUUACAUCUAUUACCGCCCCACAGACAGCGACAACGACAGCGACUACAAGAAGGAUGUGGUGGAAGGGGACCGGUACUGGCACUCCAUCAGCCACCUGCAGCCAGAGACCUCCUAUGACAUCAAGAUGCAGUGCUUCAAUGAGGGCGGUGAGAGCGAGUUCAGCAACGUGAUGAUCUGUGAAACCAAAGCUCGGAAGUCUCUUGGUCUGCCAGGGCGUCUUCCACCCUCAACGGUGCCUCCCCAGCAGCACCCCCCACUUGGUGGUGGGCACAGUGGCCUGGGCGCAGGGGCCAUGGUGGCCCGUUCCAGCGACUUACCGUACUUGAUCGUAGGGGUUGUACUGGGCUCCAUCGUACUCCUCAUCGUGGCCUUCAUCCCCUUUUGCCUUUGGAGAGCAUGGUCCAAGCAGAAGCAAACCAUUGACAUGGGCUUCCCAGGAGCGGGGCUGCUGGUGUCAUCAUGCCAGUACACCAUGGUGCCCCUGAGGGGCGUCUCGGCUCCCCGUGCCAGCGGCCACCCCUUCGUUAAUGGGCAGCGCUUUGCCAGCGGGGCGCAUCUCAACGGCAUCUGCCCCUCCGCAGCGGCGGCCUAUGCAAGCACCAAGCCCCGAGAUUACAGCCCAGAGGACAUGCAGCAGCCACAUGAGGAGACCAACACCUUGCUGCAGGCAAGAGUGCUGCAAAAUGGAAAUGUCCAGCACGACUACCCGUCCUCCAGAUUGUCCAGUUCAAGACCAGAAGACAGUUCUUUCCUCUACAGUCUCCCAGAUGACUCCACUCACCAGCUUCUCCAGCCCCAAGAUGAUUGUCCUCACCUUCAAGAGCACUUUGUUGGCCUGCAUCAUCCAGUGAUGGGCAGCAAAAUGGGCCUGGAUGUUCGACGGGAUCCCAUGUUCCACCAAGGAAGCCCUUGCUGCCUUGGCCUGGUGCCCGUCGAAGAGGUAGAAAGACUAGAUUGCUGCCAGUCCAGAGGAGACGUCCAUCCCCAGAAUUCACUGAUCACACCUUUGGAUCAGGACCUACCAAGACAACUGAACAGCAGCCCACCACCACUGAGGCCCUUAGAGACUCAUUCUCCUACCGGUUAGGGACCCAGCUGCUUUUUGCAAAAGACUUAUUC
Messenger RNA from Tinamus guttatus (white-throated tinamou), 3418 nucleotides. The record is from RefSeq and is a predicted model, not a curated record. NCBI's taxonomy places the organism in Eukaryota, Metazoa, Chordata, Aves, Tinamiformes, Tinamidae.